AGUUAACAGCCGUCGUAAGGAAACUAAAACUGCGCCUUUUCCCUUUCCCCCUCUGGUCUGGAAGGAGGAGGAAGACGACUGAAGACUAGACAGAGACUUCAAAUUCGGUUGUUGUUGUUGGGUCUUUUCUUUCUUCUCUGACGGAAAGGAUGUUCCUUUCGGGUCGCUGAAGAGUUCUGAGACGCCAUAAGGUGUAAAGAUCGCUCCUUUCCGGGGUUCUCCUCCGAUCACGAUGGGGAAGAAUGAGAAUGCGAUGGAGAUAGGAAAUUACUGUCUGCUGAAGGAUUUCAGGCUAGAGGUUGAAGCAAGAGGGGAGCAGGGAGAAGGAUCCUUUUCUUUCUGCUUCUGGGUCUACCUCUUGAGCUCCACUCCUUUCCCUUCCACGCUCAUCCGUCAGGUGGGCUCAGACAUGAUGGACAGUGCUCCUCUUCUGGUUCUAAACGAAAAAAAGAGAUUGAUGCUAUUUCCGUUGCUUCCCUCCCAAGAUGAUGAAGCUCCAGAUCCUAACAAUUUGACUCUGUGGAACAAUAUUCCACAUGCGUCUUUGGAGAGUGAUUUUCCCUUUGGGAAAUGGACCCGCAUUGGAUGUGAGGUAUCAAAUGGAUUUUUGCGGCUUUAUGUUGAUGGGGAGUUGGUGGAGGAGAAGACACUAGCCUCUUCUGAAACCCAAACUUCAAAUUUUAGCGGUUUGAGAAGGAUCAUUUUGAUUGGUAGCAAUAACAAUGAGAGUGGUCUAUCAGGCUAUCUCUACAGUCCAAAGGAUUUUCUUAGUGCAUCAUCUAUAAAGGGUCAAUACAAAGACUCCCCGAUAUACUUAAUUGUUGAUAAUUCAUCUGCUGUGGACAUAGAAAAAGGUAGCGACGGUGUUUGGAAUAUCGUUGGCGGGAAGGCUUCAUGUCGAAGGAACUUCUCUUUGGAUGUUGUCUUGUUAGAUGCCUUAGGAGAGACUGUAGAUAAGGAAAUCGAGGUUGUUGCUUCACUUAUAUAUGCCAACAAUGGCACCCCUGUGGAGAAGACAAGCGAUGGAGAAGCACCCCUUUUGACAAGCUAUGAUGGAAUCGACUUCGAUUCAUGUGAUAGACCGAGCAAAUUAUUGCAAGGUCGUGCUUCUCUCCGUCUCAAGAUUUCUCAGCUUUCAUCAAAGUGCGACAACAAGCUCUUCCAGAUUAAGUUUAAUGUCCCGAAAGCCGGAAAGUAUCCUUUCCUCGAGGCUUUGUCCUACCCAAUCCGCUGCAUUUCUCGGAACCGAAAUGUUCGGACAUCCUCAGUGAUAAUCUGGAAAAGACCAGCCUCUGGAUUUUUAUCAGUGUGUGGUUCUCAAUCAUCAAGAGUUAACUUUGGGUUGCCAGAUCUUCCGAGAAGCACUGUUCGGGAAGCAAAGCCCAGUCCACUGUCUAAACGGGUCAGACUGGCGAAUUACACCUUUGAGCAACCUGAUGAUGAAUGCAACUCCCAUGUCCAAACAGCAAUUCAGGCCAAGAAUUUUUCUACGACAAAUUCGAAAAUGCCCCAGGAGGAAUCUGAAGCAGGGGAGAAGUCUCCGUCGGACUCGGAGAGUACCAGAGAGGGAAACUCGUGUUACAGGAAUUCAAGGACUGGAAAUUCGAUUUCGGAUUUGGCCAUUUUCAAUUACUGUCUGGGAGGCUCAACUGAGAGGACUCUUCUGCUCAAGGAUAUUACUUCGUCUGCUUCAAAUGAAGAAAUUUUGGAAUUUGCAGAUCAGGUCGCCCUUUACUCAGGAUGUUCCCACCAUCGUAACCAAAUUAGAAUUGCAAAAAGACUGAUAGAGGAAGGUGCGAGAUUCUGGAACUCAAUUUCACAAGAUAACCAACACGUGAAUUGGGAGAGUGUGGUUUUCGAGAUCGAAGAGCAGUUCAUGAAGAUAUCGUGCUGCAAUACAAGAUCUCUCAGCCAACAGGAUUUUGAGAUUCUUCGGAAAGUCGCUGGAUGCCGUGAUUGUAUGACAAAAGAGAACUUCGAGAAAAUGUGGCGUUGGUUAUAUCCUGUUGCCUUUGCUCUAUCGAGAAGUGCCCUGAGAGAGAUGUGGAGCUCUAAAUCACCCACAUGGAUAGAAGGAUUUGUCACAAAGGAAGAAGCAGAAGCUUCGCUUCAAGGCCCAGGCGGGUCCCAGAAACCUGGAACAUUUAUUCUUCGAUUUCCUACUUCACGGAGCUGGCCCCACCCUGAUGCAGGCAGCAUAGUUGUGACUUAUGUUGGAGCUGACUACUCUCUUCAUCACCGGCUCCUCUCACUGGAUCACAUAUAUUGUAAUGGAGAAAUGAACAUGACACCACUACCAGAGAUGCUGUUGGCAGAGCCUGAGUUGUCCCAAUUAGGAAGGAUAUCAACAAGAAGUCGAUGAAUCAGCUCAUCCAAGAGUUUCUUUCAAGUGCUACCAUUCUGUCAUUUAGGUUAAUGUUGAUAACACCAGAGGACUUUACGCCCUGCUGUUGGCGGUUUUGUAGAUUAGUUUUGUUCACUUUUAGCUUACCCCAGUUUCAAAACAGCACGGCUUUGUUAUAUAUGUACACUGGUAAUCAAUAUUUAGCUUCAUGAUGGGCUGCUAUUUGAGGGAACUGCACUGCGUCCCACCGAGGCUUUUAUUGUUUUAUGGGAUAUUAGCAACAGAAAGUCGUCUUUUUUUUAGUCUAUUUGGUAUU
Messenger RNA from Punica granatum (pomegranate), 2660 nucleotides. Lineage: Eukaryota; Viridiplantae; Streptophyta; Magnoliopsida; Myrtales; Lythraceae. The record is from RefSeq and is a predicted model, not a curated record.